Messenger RNA from Babesia microti strain RI, 1368 nucleotides. RefSeq names its product GPI transamidase subunit PIG-U. Lineage: Eukaryota; Apicomplexa; Aconoidasida; Piroplasmida; Babesiidae. The coding region runs from base 1 to 1368 and encodes 455 amino acids. The transcript is spliced from 5 exons. Gene Ontology annotation, cellular component: membrane; GPI-anchor transamidase complex. The record is from RefSeq and is a predicted model, not a curated record. Gene Ontology annotation, biological process: protein localization to cell surface; attachment of GPI anchor to protein.
AUGGAAACCCUAGGGGUUUUAUCAUCAAUAACUCUAUUAAAAUCUAUCGCUUAUAUUUUGUAUGAAUAUUUACUCGAAUUUUCUUCUAGUUACACAACUGUCUAUCAACACAAAUUAAAUGGAUUCCAUUUCACAAAUUAUGUGAAUCCACUCAGAAACAUGUAUCCACUAUUCCAUAGUGGUCGCACAUACAUUGAAUUACUAAGAGAAUCGCAUUUUAUAAACUCUAUAUCACUUAAAAACACAAAUUAUGUUUUGGAUUCCAUACAAUUGCAUCCAUUGGUGUUGAAACCCCUAAAUUUUUACUUAUUCGGCACACCAUUUUCAUAUACUGUUAAAUAUUUCAUCAUUAUCGCACUAAUUGACCUAAUUACGGCAAUUUCAUUUAAAUAUUUAAUGCAUAACGCUCAAUAUUUGGACAAUAGUUGGCAAUUUGACAUUGAAUACCCCGAUAAAUUCGCCAUUUACUACCUACUAAAUCCAAUUAGUAUAAUUUCAAACUUCUGUUUAAGCAUGGAUAAUUUAAACUAUAUGCUUAUAGUCCUCGCUUUACUUGUUAUAACGCAUGAUACCACUGUUUAUGAAUUCAAGGCACUUAAACAAAAAUUAGGCGAUGGAAAUAAAUUUAUCAUCGAUAUUGGGAUUGAUAUUUGUCACAAUUGUAUUUUUUUCACGUUACUAGGGUUUAUUUAUCAAAUAAACUCUAUAAAUCAUAUUUGUACCGUAUUUGCACUAGGAUUCAUAAUGUACAGGUAUAGAAUUGACACUAUUGUAUAUGAUGUGGCUAAGUCAAGACGAAAUUAUAUACGUAUAACAUACGGUAUUACGUGUAUCCUAUCAUUUUUUGCACAUCAUUAUACAAUUAAAACUCUCAGCAAUAUGCUAGGAGGUAUUAAAUUUUUCAAAAAUAUAUCACUUGGCCACUUCAAUUCGGCAUAUCUACCCAACUUAUCCAUCUACUGGUAUAUAUUUCUAGUGAUUCCCACUAUGUAUGUCGAAGCUGCGAAAUUAUUAUUGGACUACCAUGUGCUGCUAUAUCUGUUCCCUUUAGCCAUGAAAUUUGGCGAUACACCAACGAUAUUACUAACUUUACUGACUAGUAUAUCAUUUGUUACUAGUGAUACAUUGUCAGUAUCAGACAUUUCAUUUUGUUUGGUAUUAAUGAUGAUGAAAUACGACACCAUUAAGAAGCAGCAGUUUAGCAAGAAGAUUGUUUUUCUAGUACUAGCACUAACAUUAUGCGUGAUAAAUUUGAUUACCUGCGUUGGUCGUACCACUAGCAAUCCAAAUUACUACUUUAUGACCCAAAUGCUUUCUGUAUUCAUUUUCAUAAUCAUUUUAAAUGAUUACAUUAACGUGGUAAAAUAA